Microbotryum saponariae is the source of this 757-nucleotide messenger RNA. The record is from the annotation of a GenBank genome assembly. Lineage: Eukaryota; Fungi; Basidiomycota; Microbotryomycetes; Microbotryales; Microbotryaceae.
AUGAAGGUCGAGACUUGCAGUUUCUCUGGGUACAAGAUCUACCCGGGCAAGGUCAGUCGCGAUCGUCUCAUGACUCGCUUUGUAGCGUCUGCUGACCCACCCACUUUGCGUUCAAUCCCACAGGGUAAGCUCUACAUCCGAUCCGACUCCAAGGUCUACCGGUGAGUUGUUGGGUGCACGUUGUUGAGUUGGACUCGUACUCACACAAUCCGCUUUCCAACUCGUUCAGAUUCGUCACGUCCAAGGAGGAGUCUUUGUUCCUGCAACGCAAGAACCCGCGCAAGAUCGCGUGGACCGUCGUCUACCGUCGCGUCAACAAGAAGGGUGUCACCGAGGAGGUCGCCAAGAAGCGCUCGCGCAAGAACGUCAAGCACCAGCGAGGCAUCGUCGGCGCCGACCUUUCGUCGAUCCUCGCCAAGAGGAACCAAAAGCCCGAGGUCAGGACCGCUCAGAGGUGCGUUACAAAGAUACUCUCUUGAAUGCACUCUAUUUGGGGUGGCAGAGUCACUGAUGUUCGUUGUGCGUUCGUGCGAAUGUGUAUGAUCAGGGAGGCUGCUCUCCAAGCUGGCAAGGACAAGAAGAAGGAUAAGAAGGCUCUCAAGGUGAGCUCGCACAAGCAGGCCGAACGGGUCAAAAUAUGCUUGGCUGAUCUCGCUCGAAUUCAUAUUCGGUGUUGCAGUCCACCCCUGGAGCCAAGCCCGUCGCCGCCAAGCAAACACGCGCAAAGUCCGCCCCCCGAACCGGUGGUCUCCGUUAA